Mastomys coucha (southern multimammate mouse) is the source of this 3517-nucleotide messenger RNA. It is a transcript of the gene Pex5l, whose product is annotated as peroxisomal biogenesis factor 5 like. The coding region runs from base 789 to 2744 and encodes 651 amino acids. Gene Ontology annotation, cellular component: peroxisomal membrane; cytosol. Gene Ontology annotation, molecular function: protein binding. Lineage: Eukaryota; Metazoa; Chordata; Mammalia; Rodentia; Muridae. The record is from RefSeq and is a predicted model, not a curated record. The transcript has 15 exons. Gene Ontology annotation, biological process: protein import into peroxisome matrix, docking.
AAGAUCCCUGCCUGGGCUGGCUCUGCUAAGCAAAGUGGGCAGCUCAGUACUUGAAAGAGGACUGUGCUCACUCGAUCGCACUAGAUAUCAGUAAGUGGGUAACUGUAUGGAUUAAGGAAGGAUGAGUGUCCCUGGGUCAUGGGGUAGACUUGAAAAUGUUGCUUGGUUCUAAGGGAAACUCGCAAGGCUGCUGGUUCUGUGUGCUUUCUGUGUCUUGUGGAGACUAGAAGAUUAAGCACAAAAAUCAGAACUCCAAAUGGCAACUUCUACAGAGUAGAAUCUUCCUCCUGACCCUCUUCCCUGGAAGUGUGCUACUGAAUCAGACAGCUGGGAUUAAGUGGGAAAAGUGAAACGUAAUAUUAACAGAAAUUGCUACUUCUUAGUGUGUUCUGUAUGUGCUGACAUUGUUAUAUCUAUUAGCAGUGAAUGUCAGGAAAGUCCGAGCCAGGGCGUAAGUGGGCAAGUUGAGCUUUUAUGACCAGGAGACAUAGUCUAUAUGUAAGGGAUUAAAUACAAAAUGUAUGUUAUAAAUAAUAGAUAGGUUUCUAAAAAAUCAUUAAAGAGAGCAGCAGCCAGGAAGCAUUAAAGUGCAUGAUACAAAUUAGAAAAAGAAAAUAUCAUAUCCAUGGCUCAAAAAUUUCAGGAUGUUUACAAAGUCAGAACAGUGAUUCAAGAAUACUUCAAUUAUUGUUGUACAUUAUUAAUACUGUUGCCGGGCAAGAUCUGUGGUUCUCUGGUCAGCAAGUUCUGGCAAUGAAGCCACUGCCGCUGGUGCAAAGAAUUCUGGGAUGUCUGACAGUGAAAUGGAUGGAAGGACUCACAUUCCAUCUCUACUUAAUGCCCUUUUGUCCAGAAAUCGGGUCAUGCAGAUGAGCUACUUGAAAAGUAAAGAACAAGGCUAUGGAAAGCUAAGCAGUGAUGAAGACCUCGAAAUAAUUGUUGAUCAGAAGCAGGGAAAAGGCUCUAGGGCUGCAGAUAAGGCUGUUGCCAUGGUGAUGAAGGAGAUACCGAGGGAGGAGUCUGCAGAAGAAAAGCCCCUCCUUACUGUGACAUCACAGCUGGUGAAUGAGCAACAAGAAAGCAGACCCCUCCUGAGCCCCUCCAUCGACGACUUCCUCUGCGAAACCAAAGCUGAGGCCAUUGCAAAGCCAGUGACGUCCAACACAGCUGUGUUGACCACUGGCUUGGAUCUCCUUGACCUGAGUGAACCCAUCUCUCAAACCCAAACCAAAGCCAAGAAAUCUGAGUCCUCAUCAAAGAGCUCAUCCCUCAAGAAGAAAGCUGACGGCUCUGACCUCAUCAGUGCAGAUGCUGAGCAGAGAGCACAGGCUCUCCGAGGGCCGGAGACAUCAUCGUUAGACUUAGUAGAUAUUCAAACACAACUGGAAAAAUGGGAUGAUGUCAAGUUUCACGGUGACCGAACAAGCAAGGGGCAUCUCAUGGCAGAGAGGAAAUCAUGCUCUUCUAGAACCGGAUCCAAAGAGCUUCUGUGGUCCUCAGAACAUAGAUCUCAGCCAGAGCUGAGUACCGGGAAAAGUGCCCUCAACUCCGAGUCGGCUUCCGAGUUGGAACUUGUGGCUCCAGCACAGGCUCGGCUGACCAAAGAGCAUCGCUGGGGGAGCGCUCUGCUCUCCAGGAACCAUUCCUUAGAAGAGGAGUUUGAAAGGGCAAAAGCGGCAGUAGAGUCAGAUACGGAGUUCUGGGAUAAGAUGCAGGCAGAAUGGGAAGAAAUGGCCCGGAGGAACUGGAUAUCCGAGAAUCAGGAAGCUCAGAACCAAGUCACUGUCUCGGCCAGUGAGAAGGGAUAUUACUUUCACACUGAAAAUCCCUUCAAGGACUGGCCUGGAGCAUUUGAAGAAGGCUUAAAAAGACUGAAGGAAGGGGACCUGCCUGUCACCAUCCUGUUCAUGGAAGCUGCAAUUCUUCAGGACCCUGGAGACGCUGAGGCAUGGCAGUUUCUUGGUAUAACCCAGGCAGAGAAUGAAAACGAGCAGGCAGCUAUUGUCGCCCUCCAGAGAUGCCUGGAGUUGCAGCCCAACAACUUGAAGGCUCUGAUGGCCUUGGCUGUGAGUUACACCAAUACCAGCCAUCAGCAGGAUGCUUGUGAGGCACUGAAGAACUGGAUUAAGCAAAACCCAAAGUACAAGUACCUUGUGAAGAACAAGAAAGGCUCUCCAGGCCUCACACGGCGGAUGUCUAAGUCCCCAGUUGACAGCUCUGUUCUGGAAGGAGUGAAGGAAUUAUACCUGGAAGCUGCCCACCAAAAUGGUGACAUGAUUGACCCAGACCUGCAGACAGGUCUUGGAGUUCUGUUCCACCUGAGUGGAGAGUUCAACAGAGCAAUCGAUGCAUUUAAUGCUGCCUUAACCGUUCGGCCAGAGGAUUACUCAUUGUGGAACCGUCUUGGAGCAACCUUGGCAAAUGGAGACCGCAGUGAGGAAGCUGUAGAGGCCUACACGAGAGCACUGGAAAUCCAGCCAGGUUUCAUCCGGUCUAGAUACAACCUGGGGAUCAGCUGCAUCAACCUGGGUGCCUACAGAGAAGCGGUCAGCAACUUUCUCACUGCCCUCAGCUUGCAGAGGAAGAGCAGGAACCAGCAGCAAGUCCCUCACCCUGCCAUCUCCGGGAACAUCUGGGCUGCCCUCAGGAUUGCCCUGUCGCUGAUGGACCAGCCAGAGCUCUUCCAGGCCGCUAACCUUGGUGACUUGGAUGUCCUCCUAAGAGCUUUCAACUUGGAUCCUUGAAGGAAAAGAAAAAAAAAUAAUAAUAAUAAAGGAUAAUAACGCCUCUUCUGUGUUAUUAUACUAAAAAGGGACAAAACUAUUUUAUUAUGAAUUUCCAAACCAGAAAUUUUUUUAAAGGAUAAAGCUGAGAGUCAAAAGGCCAUGGUCAUAUGACCCAAGGGAAUUGAUUCCUACAGAUCCAGUCUCUGUUCAGACCCCAAAGCACAAAGUGAAGGUCGUGUUCAAGAGAAGAACUGAGAUUCUCAGGACAAACCAAGAUAAGGUAACUACGUUCUCUCCAAAGUGCAAGUGCAUGUCGGGUUAUGCUGUUCUUGUCCCAGCUGGUGGCGCAUCUGACGGACAGUCUUGGGACAUAGCAUGACAAUUUGUCCACAGUCUGUGAACUCAGGCUGUCUCUGUUUCCCCCUUUUGCAAGACUGAACAUAGUCUGGGCCAUUGGCAAAUGGACACAUUCAGCCUGACUGAAGGCAGCCAUUGCUUCCCUCUCACCCAUUCUAAUUUUGACUGUAAGCCUUUGUUUUCAGAGAAAGAGAGCUUUGCUGGCAAAAGCAAUUUUUGCACUAGAAGUUUUUGCUGUUCCCAAUGAAAUCCUUUCUAGGAUUGUACAUAAGCACUUUAAUAUCUUAUUUAUGCCUUGCUGGGCUUCUACCUUGCUGCUCCAGUUUCUAACUUGGGAGGUAGGGGAGGGGAGGAUAAACGAUUUGAGAACUCAGAGUUGUUAGUUCAGUGGACCAAAUAAAAAAAUUAUAAGAAUAGUUUUUCUUAACAUAGGA